This is a messenger RNA of Striga asiatica, 648 nucleotides long. NCBI's taxonomy places the organism in Eukaryota, Viridiplantae, Streptophyta, Magnoliopsida, Lamiales, Orobanchaceae. The record is from the annotation of a GenBank genome assembly.
AUGACCACAUAUCAUAUCGUUCCAAUCUCCUCCUAUGAUCCAGGAGUCCCCCCAAUUGCUUUUAGCAUUGAGAAGAUAAUUUCUUUGCAUUUCUCUUUCAUUGGCAGAAGUACUCAGAUAGACAAAUAUGGCCCAGUGUUUAGCAGCAGAUGUAGGGUGUUGAAACUCAACUUCAAUGCAGAAAUAAUGCGGAAUGAUGUUCAGAAUCACAAUGUCUUUACUCCAAAGCAAAAGAAGGCCACCACUUUGACCAGUGGGAUGGGUGUGCUGUUUUUGUCUUUGGGGGUAGGUGAAGUGUUAGCUUUAGCUUUUCUAGUCCAUUUUUUUGUUGUUUUGGGAUUGGGUUUAAUGAGAAGGGGCAUUAUAGGGGUAGAUGAAUCAAGAAGCAUGGCAGAGUCUUCCAUAGCAAUGUUAUGCUGGGGUUCUGGUAUUUCAGGGGAUAUUAAGAUUGGGGUAGGUGUUGAAUCAAGAGCUUCCAGCAUUGUUGGUUUAGGGAUAAUGGCUAGACUGUUAGGGGAUUGUGGUGAAUGCGAUGUUGCUGAUCGGCAUGAGGAUGAUAAUUUCUAUUUGUUGGAUCAAAGUGAAGAACUUGUUGAAAUGGAAAAUUCAUUGGAUGAAUACCAUUUAGGAUUUGAGCUGGCAUGGUAA